Messenger RNA from Biomphalaria glabrata, 6167 nucleotides. RefSeq names its product PDZ and LIM domain protein 7-like. The transcript is spliced from 14 exons. NCBI's taxonomy places the organism in Eukaryota, Metazoa, Mollusca, Gastropoda, Planorbidae. The coding region runs from base 176 to 2023 and encodes 615 amino acids. Gene Ontology annotation, cellular component: adherens junction; filamentous actin; Z disc. Gene Ontology annotation, molecular function: muscle alpha-actinin binding; actin binding. Gene Ontology annotation, biological process: muscle structure development; actin cytoskeleton organization. The record is from RefSeq and is a predicted model, not a curated record.
UCCACACACAGGCCAAGUCCUUCCUGAGUGUUACACACACGAAGCGAGGCGAAAGUUAGAGGGCUGGGCUACCCUCGCGUUCACUUAUUUGUUGUGUAAGGAGUCAAAAAAAAGGGAUUUGAUUUAUUGAAUACUUUAUUACAUUCUUUUAGUCAUUUCACACCGACCAAAACAAAUGUCUGUUUUAACACUGGAAGCGAAAUUAGAACGUACUGAUAGUUCAACGCCAUGGGGUUUUCGUAUGCAAGGUGGAAAGGAUUUUAGUAGCCCGUUGACUAUCCAAAAGGUCAACCCAGGGAGCCUGGCCUCCAAAUGUGGUCUUCAAGUGGGCGACAUUAUACUUAAGAUCGGGAACACCUCCACUGCAGAGCUCCGUCACAAGGAGGCUCAGAGCACAAUCCUAGACUGUGGAAACCAUUUGGAUCUUCUGCUACAGAGAAUUCGAGAGAGCAACCAGGCCAAUGGCUGGGGAGGCACACCUGCUUAUGAUAGAUUCAAUGGACCCCAGAUCACCUCCACCUGGACACCACAGCCACAGGCCCCUCCACCACCCCCACCUUCUCAGAAUUUUAACACCGCCCCUCGACCAUUUGGUACGUCAAGUGUCAGCUAUGAAACUAAUCUCUCUCAGCAAACUUCUAAUUUGUCUUUAUCAAGUGAGCCUAAAGAAUCCCCACCUUUCCAAAGUGCGGCAGAAAAAUAUGCGGAGAGAGACGAGCCACCAGACCCAGCCCAGCACCAGUCUAAAUCUUUCAAAUAUUUGGCUAACCUGAUGGAGGAAGGAAGAGAGUUGAACACAGCCCUAAAGCCACGAGUCGCCCCGACUUCUGCUACUAACAAGCCAGAACCUCCCCGGGGUCCCUCCCCUACUCCUAUAGGGCCUGGCAGCCGACCGGGCACUGUCAAGGCCAUUGUGUCUCAGAGGUACAACAACCCAAUAGGACUUUACUCCAAUGAAAACGCUGCCACACAGUUUGAAGGCCAGAGUAAAUUUCUGGUUGACAAAGAAGAAGCCUCUGGUCUCAUUGAGGAUCUCCCGCCACCUCCCCCUCCUCUCAAUGAGAGUGAGUACGAUGAGCUUGGUAGAAAAAGGUAUAUCCCUUCAGAAACCUACCGACUUGUCUUGGAAGAAACUGGGCUUUUGCCCAAAGAUGACGAGCCCAAAGUUGCUCACUCACGCACAUUUAAAAAAUUGGAACAACAGUUAAACAGUGCUGGAAAUACAUCGAGCUAUGUGCCCCCUUACAAACCUGUGACAACUCCUACUUUCACUCCAUCCACUCCUGUGUACCAACCUCCGCCACCACCCCCACCACCAGUGGCGUCUGCUCCUAAGCCUUGGGCACCAGCCCCAGCUCCGAUAAGCAACCCCACUCCCAAGCCUUUUGGUUCAACGGCUGCCCCGAAGCCCACUGGACAGGGAGCUACAAGAGGUAAAAAAGGAGAUGCCGCCAUGAACCCAGCUGCUCUGCCCUCUAUUGGUCGCAUCCCAUUGUGCUCUGGAUGUAACAUGCCGAUCAGAGGUCCAUUUGUUACUGCCCUAGGCAAGUGUUGGUGCCCUGAUCACUUUGUCUGUGCCAACCCUCAGUGUGGUAUUAAACUUCUGGAUAUUGGCUUUGUGGAGGAAGGAGGCUUCCUGUACUGUGAGAGAGAUUAUGCCAACUAUUUUGCCCCUCAUUGUGAUAGGUGUGGCAAAGCUGUCAUUGGUGAGUGUUUAACUGCUUUGAACAAGAGUUACCACCCUGAGUGCUUCACUUGUACCCAAUGUAGACAACCCAUAGGUGGCACCAAGUUCCACAUUGAGGAUGGAAAGUUCUACUGCGAAGCUGACUGGGCUGCUAUGUUCCAGACCAUGUGCUCAGGAUGUAACUUCCCCAUUGAGCCUGGGGACAGAUGGGUUGAAGCUUUAGGGAAAAACUUUCACUCUGAAUGUUUUAAUUGUGCGACAUGUCAAGUAAAUCUGGAAGGGCAACAGUUUUGUGCCAAAGGGGGCAAACCUUUCUGCAAGAAACAUGCCCGCUAGGAUGACUGAACUCAAAAUAGAGAACAAAUAAAAAAAAAAAAGUUUUAGACGUUUAAAUUAAUAAAGACAAGAUGAUAACCAUUAGUUUCCUAUGUACAUAAACAUAUAAACUUGUCAUGAUAACUUAAAGUACUAGUGAAUGUGACUAUUCAGGAUGUCGGAGAGUGCAUUUAGUCAAAAGACAAUAGUCCUGUAAUGUGUGUAGUUUUAAUACUGUAGACUACUGUAUGGGGAGUGGUCUUCAUGAAUAGCAUGCUGGUAAAUCUUAAAAGAAAUUGGGGGAGGGGGGUAUUUACUUUUAGGCAUGACCUAAUCAGUCUUUGUAACCCUUUAUACACAUAUAUACAUAUAUUCUUUUCAUGCAGGCAGACUGCGUUUAAUUUUCCUCAAAGUCCUUGCAUGAUAAGCACAACGUGUUGUAGGCUUUUUUGUUUGUUUCUUGCACUUGAAAGAGUCCUGACCUGAUGACAUUACUUAACGUUCUGGUGUGCUAGGUGUCGUGCAGUGUUUCUCCUGUGUUCAUGAAGCUGGGUUUUUCAGUUUCUGAAAAAUACUUAUAAAGAUUUAGUACAAUUAUUGUACACGUAAUUAGUAAAUUAAGAUGUACAGUACACAUACAUCCUUCUUGUGGCAAGGUUUGUUGGUUUGCAUUGCUUAUUUUAUUAUAAAGCUAUUUCAGUACAAGAAACUUUCCAUUCAACUAGUUAAAUUACAGUUUCCUAGCAUGCUGCAUCAACCUUAUUGGGAUAAUAACUUAUAAAUAUUGACAGUACAUAUGUAUUAGUUUUUUUUUAUUUCUACUAUGAUAUAUUUUGUCUAAUCAUCAAGAUUUUUAAUUCCUCUUAUACAAAUUAAGGUUUAAAAAUGUGAGAAUGUUUAUUCACAUAGAUCUAAAAGUAUUUAUAUCUUUUUACUAAAAGUAUUGGAAAAUUGGAAAAAUUUGCAUUUAAUAAAGAUGAAUUUAAUAAAAAGGUAAAUAUAAUCAAGUAAGUUAAAACUAAAUGUUGGUUUGCAUAAUUCAUUCAAUUGUGUGUUCUUCCAGUUUGAAUUGUCUCAACAGUUUUGUCCUCAAUACUCUUACCUGCAUAUAUUAAUUCAUGGUAUAGAUCUAAAGAUGUAUAUGAAAAAAAACACAAAAAAACUAGCAUAACGAAACAAAAGAGUGUUUAAUCCCUAUAUUUUGUUUCUGCAGUAUACCUUUGAGUCAACUCCACCGUAUAGAAUAGUUCCCAGAGAUUGUCUGUAGAUCUUUGGUUGCAGCGCUACCCUGUGCAAUCCAAACCAUGACAUCUGACCUGUUGUAGCUACCAGAAAAUGAUUUUGACAAUAACUUUUUAUUACUUGUCUCAAAUUGAAAUUUUUCACUGAACACAAUAGAGAAGUUUCAAUUGUAACUAUUUGUAGUUACAAUUUUACAUAUCUGAAUCAUCAUUAUUAUAUUUUUGUUAUUGUCACAUAAAUAGUGUUACAACAAAACUCAGUUUAACUUUAAUGUCAAACAACUUAAAAUAUCUGCUCUCUAUACCUGCACUAUGCUUUAUAAUUUAUGAUUCAUUGAAAAAUAUUUUUAUGAAGAUUUAAUUUUAUAUUUCUAAUUAUAUGAUUUUGAACUUUGUUAGCAAUUUAAAUCUUUCACAAUUUUUUUUAUAAGCAUUCAAUAACAAAGUUUACUUUUCAAACUGUGAUAACAAAAAAAUGCUUGUGGUUACAUAUCUCUGUUUUGUGGUCAUGUUCAACAAACCUUUGAUGACUGGCAUAAAACUAAAUCUAUCUGUACAUAUGAUAUGAACUGCCUUCACUGAAUAAAAUACUAAAUUAAAGAAUUCCCUUGUGUUACCGUCAGUCUGUUACUGUCAGUCAGUUCCAGUCAGUCAAUGUCCGUUGUGUGAAGAAUGUAUGUUUGUUUUGAUCUCUUCUAAAUAAUUCAAUGUUUUCUUAGAUGUGAGUGGGGUAGAAGUAAAGUUGUAUUUUGAUUGAUCCACUGUUACUAUGACUAAGUGUACACUGCUGUUCAAUUGCUGUGCCUGUCAUGGCAUUAGUUUGAAAUUGUUAUCCACUGGCUGAGUCAAUUGGACAUGUUAUUAUGACUGAGUGAAUAGCUUACAGAAAUGUACACUGAUGUGCUGGAAAAUAAAUGUGUAGGAUUAUAACCAAUAUACAGUCUAUUAUGUCUUAAUGUUUAUACCAAAUGAUUUGGCCAGCUGGUCACUAUAUUUACAUCACAUGGUCGCUUAUUGUAUUCAUAUUAUCUUUUUAUGAUAUUUCUAGAGCAUGAGAUCUAUGGCAAUGAGUUUAUAAAUAUAUUGUCUUGAAGUAUUUGAGCCAAGUCCCUUUACCCUUCUACUCUUGAGUUUUGGUUUCGGGAAUUCCCUUUUUAUACUGACCAAAAAAAAUGAUGACUGACUAAAUUUGAAUAGUGCUGUGUUUAAGAGCCAAUGUAAUUUCAGUGUAUCUUUAGAAAAGGUUUUUAAUAAUUCAAUACUACAUCUAUGUGUAGCCUUUACGACAUAUUUUCAAAUAAAUGUUUAUUUAACCAAUCGAUGGAUGUUAAGAAGUUGGCAAUGUGUGUUUUAUUUAAUUUACAUUGCGAUGCAUUGCUCCAUAGUAGCAGGCGACAAUGUUGAAUUAUGGCAUUUUUAUCUAGAUCUAACAUUUUAAGUUGAUUCUCGAUGUCCUAUUGAUCCAUUCUGAACAUUUUGAACUUCAUCUCCUUAUAACUUGCACGCUGUGUGAUCUUAAUACACUUUAAAAAAAAUUAAAGCAUUAAAAUAUUGCUCCUAAAAAUUUUACAUUCAGUUUUUUUUUUUAGAUUUCUUAGUAAAAUUGUUGAAAGUGUUAAAACUUUGCACUUCUUCAGAGUAUCCUUUAUGUCUGUACUCUCUUAUUCUGCUAAUAAAAAUUUCCGCUUCCAGCUUUGGAUGGCUGCCUGGUUGUGCGGUUUGCUCGCUGGACUGUCGUUCGAAUUUAUCGAUGGUCGAGGGUUCAAAUCCUGCCCGCUCCCAUCCUCCGUGGUCUUGCGGAAGGUUUGGACUAGGAAGUAAACUAUCUUCAACUCUGAAGGAACAUCCGAAACAUGUAAAACAUUUUACAAAAAUUUUAUUUUACAAAUAAGUUUGUUGAAAAUUAUCAGAGGAUCAAAUUAACAAUGGUGACUAAAUAUUUUCCUAAUAACAAGUCAUUAACAACAAGCAUUCAGCAAAGAACGAAAUAUAAAAGUAUGAUAGACUGUUAAAUAGAUCAUACCUAGGACUAGGUGCAAAUUAAGUAGUCUAUGUCAAAAAUAUCCUCUCUGGGCAUAACAAGUAUAUAAAAUAAAAUGUUUGAAUUAAGAACUAAUGUAUAUGCCAGGAGGUUCUUUUUUAUUUCAUGCAAAAAAACAAAACAACAUAAAAAUACACAUCAUAAAAAAAGUAUUCUUCAAAUAUUAGAAUGUGCAAACUUCUUUCCAAAAACAUUAUUGUUUAGGAUCAAUGUGUUAAUUUCGUUGUUUAUCAUAAACUUUAUGUAAAUUACAAUCUAUGUCAAAAGUUUUCAAGGCAAUAUUAAUUGUUUCUGUAAAGAUGAAAAGAAAAGAAAGAUUUUAAAAUUGUAAAUUUAGUUUGUUAUUUAGCAGAGAUGAACUAUUAUUAUUAUGCACAUGACCCUUCUUAUUUUAAUACUCUAUCUGUAGGUGUCACUGUGAUUCUAUAGGCAACUAAUCCUUUUUUUUUGUUUCACGAAAAACUAAUUCUGAUAUCUUAAAGUCCACACGUUCAUGUUUUUAUAACAAUCUUUGCUUUGUUGUCUUUGUGAUUUGUAGAUAGUUGACUACUGAUGUUAUCUUCUGCUUACUUAGAACACCAGAGUAGAUGCCCCUUGUGGCCUUGCUGUUUAUUCUUUUACUUACACUUUCACCAUAGCCAAUUAAUAAUAUGCAAAUUUAUUACUAUUAUUUGAAUGUGAUGUAAACAUUUCUUUUUUUGUGGUGCUAUUUAAUGUAAGAUAAACAUAUCUGAAAUAGUUUUUUCAAAGACAGAAAUUUAUUUUGAUUAUGUUUUGUUAUUGCAUAUUUAUAAUGUCUUCCUGUUUUUGGUUUAUUUUUAAGUACUUUAGGUCAUAGAUCUAUGAAAUUUAAUAAACUUUUCUCCCAGUAAUAGAAAAUUAA